UAACCUGUUUCUUUUCAAUUAAACAAUUAACGGCUUUACUCUUUACUUUUCAGAAUCUAUUAAAUUUCCGAAAAUAUUGUAACUAAUGACAAUUUGAUGACAAAUCGCCAUUCGUUUGAUUAUAAUCUAAAUGUUGACCAAAAUUCUGAUCAGCUAGUAAAUCGAAAAAGUAAUGUUUGUGAUUCUUUCAGUUUAGUGUAAUUUUCAUUUCGUCUCAUGUUACUUCUGAUAUCCCUUGAUGUGAUAUGGAUUAAUCUUUCAUUUUUUUCGUCAUUAUCUAUAAUCUAUAUCUGAUUCCAUGAGUUUUCACCAUGAAAGAGAAAAGUUACAAGAAAAAAAAGCAAGAGAAAAAAAGAGUGAGAAGAAAGAGACAGAGAGCGAGAAAGAAGUAACCAGAAAGAAAGGAUUCGAUGAUUUUAGUUAAUUGUUGAGAAAAAGAAAAGAAAUGCUUUCGUUUUUUUUAUCAUUAUUAGUGAUUUAGGUUGACAAAUGGAUAACACGGAGCGGGUAAAAAUACCCUGUCCUUGGGAUCGAGCUAAUCUCUUGUCGCGAACGUCAUUUGCAUGGACUUUGUCUCUGUUCAAAAAAGGGUAUAAACAAGAUCUUGAACUGGAUGACAUGUUCAGAUGUAGCGUUCAUGAUGAAGCUGAUAAGGUUUAUGAACAACUCUCUAUUCAAUGGAACAAGGAAUUGAAAAAUAAAAAUCCAAGUCUAGUCAGAGCUUUAAUGAAAGCCUUUGGGUAUAAACAUUUACUCUAUUCACUGUUGAUCAUUGGUUAUGAGGAUUUUUUCAUUCGAAUCAUUCAACCUUUUUUCAUGGGUGCCAUAAUUAAUUAUUUUUACAAGCGAGAUGAAGAAGGAGCUUCUGAUCGACUCAUCUUCUAUUCAAUUGGUUUCUGUUUUUGUUCAAUUUCAUUUGUUGUAACUCAUCAUCCAUGGUUUGUCAAUGCCGCUCGGUAUGGUUUAAAGGCUCGAGUUGCUGUUCAAAGGUUAAUGUUUGAAAAAUUGGUAACUCUUCCUAAAUCAGCAAUACUCAAUAAUGAGAUUGGUCAAAUUGUUAAUCUCAUGUCAAACGAUGUGCAAAGAUUCGAUGAGUGUUCAUGGUUUCUACCCUACCUAAUAACUGCUCCUAUUCAGGCAAUUAUUAUCUCCUUUCUUAUUUGGGGUUACAUUGGACGCUCUUAUUUAGCCGGUUUUGCUAUAAUUGUUGUUUUUGUUCCAUUUCAAUCAAUCAUGGGCUCAGCAUUUGGAUCUACUCGCCGUGGAACUGCUACAUUUACCGAUGAACGGAUCAGAUUAAUGACAGAAGUGCUCUCAGGGAUCAAAGUGAUCAAGUUGUAUUCCUGGGAAAAGCCUUUUGCUGAUAUGGUUCAAUCAUUAAGAGAAAAAGAAAUGAAAAGUGUGAAAUGGUUUUGCACCCUUCGUGCUAUUAACAUGUCGUUUUCUUAUGUGACAACACGUAUUAUCGUAUUCGCUUGUUUUGUAACUCAUGUUUUACGUGGCUAUUCACUUACGGCUGAAAUAGUUUUUGUCACUUUAGCUUUAUUCAACACCUUGAGGGUAACAUUAACCCUGCAAUUUCCUCAAGCUGUAACUACUGUAUUCGAAGCUAGAGUCUCCUGUGCGCGUAUAUCGGCUUUACUUGGUUUGGAAAGUCUUAGCAGUGGUAACAACGGUAACAACAUAUUAAGAGCCGAUGAUCCUGAGAAACCUCGUUGUCUUUUUAUUGACAAAUUAACAUCAUUUUGGGAUCCAACCGAUGAUGAUGCUUGCUUGGAAAAUAUCAGCUUGGAAGUGCUUCAAGGAGAUCUUGCUGUUAUCGUUGGCUCAACUGGAAGCGGUAAAACUUCUCUGUUGCUUGCUAUUCUUGACGAAAUUCAUAAUAAGAGCGGGAAGAUUACUCUUAAUGGUACAAUUUCUUACGCAUCUCAAGAAAUUUGGUCCUUCAAUGCUAGUAUCAAGGAUAACAUUUUGUUUGGUCAACCUUUUAAUGCCGAAAGAUACAAAAAAGUUUUAGCAGCGUCUACUUUGGAUCGAGACUUAAUGACUUUUCCUUACGGAGAUGCAACACUGGUUGGAGAAAGAGGAAUCGGUCUUAGUGGAGGUCAAAGGGCGAGAGUUUCGUUAGCAAGAGCACUUUAUCGAGAAGCAGAUAUAUACCUUUUGGAUGAUCCAUUAAGUGCUGUUGAUGCGCAAGUUGCCAAUCUUAUAUUCGAAAGAUGUAUUCAAGAAUUUUUAAAAGAUAAAGUCAUUUUAUUGGUCACACAUCAGAUUCAAUUUUUGCGAAGGGCCAAUAUUAUUUUACUCAUGAAAGACGGUAAAGGGUCAGUAUUUAAUUCACUCACUGACCUUCAAGAGGCCAAUGUUGACUUAGUUAGUGAACUGUCCCAUGAAACAGCAAAAAGUAAAUUGCGAAAAGCUAAGCGAGCCAAAAAGCAAUUGGAAAAACAAGCAAAAUCUAAAAAUAAGGGAAAAAAGUCUUCAAUUGUAUCAAUUAAGAGCAGAGCUUCAUCAGGUUCAUCGCAAAUUUCAAUAAGUUCAAUACCAAUGACCAUUGUUGAUGUAGUGCCGGUAGACAUUUUACCUAGUCCUGCUGUUGAACAAUAUACUCGCGGUACUGUCAAGUGUAAAGUUUAUUGGGUUUAUCUCAAAGCAGGAGCCGGUGUUAUCCUUGGGACUCUUACGCUUUUGGCAAAUAUAGCAUCGCAAAUAUUUUUCACGUCGAAUGAUCUUUUUCUCUCUAAAUGGACUGAUCAAGCUUCAGGCUCACGAGAAAUGACAUAUAGAAACAACAUCAUGAUGGAAUCUCUCUGGUCUUAUGUCCCUUAUUCCUUUUAUAGCUUACCGAUUGUUGACUUUGAUUAUGCAGGUUAUUAUCGAACAAAUGAGCCAAUAGAAACUAAUAUAGGAAUUUAUUCUGCGCUUAUUGCUGGCCUGUUUGUGACAACAGUUUUAAGAUCAACUUUACUUAUUCGUAUUUGUAAUAAUGCAUCAAUCAACUUGCAUAAUGAAAUCUUUCAUCGAAUCUUGCGUUCACCUAUGUCAUUAUUUGAAACUAAUCCAAUAGGUAGAAUCUUGAAUAGAUUUUCUAGAGAUUUGUCAAUAAUUGAUGAGCUACUUCCAUCAACGGCAUUUGAUCUUAUUGUGAAUUCGUUUACUGCUCUGGGAUGUCUAUUUACUAUCGCUUAUGUCUCUCCAAUAUUAAUUAUUCCGGCCAUUUUUCUCAUUAUUGGAGUAUUAUCAUUGAGGAAAUUUUACCUUCACUCGGGAAGAGCUAUUAAGAGAAUCGAAUCCACAGCCCGAAGUCCAAUUUACUCUCUCAUUCAAUCUGUUGUUGAUGGUAUUGUAACGAUUCGUUCUCACAAAGCUGAGCACUUGUUUCGCCGAAGAUUUGAAGCCCAUUUAAAUGACCAUUCAGGAACUUGGUUCACCUUUAUUUGUUUGUCCAGAGCUUUGGGAGUGUUUACUGAUUCCUUUUGUCUUUUGUACAUUAUAGUUGUGACAUCAGCUAUUGUUGCUUACAACCAAGACUCUGCACCUGGGGAAAUUGGUGUGGCGCUUUCAUCCGUUGUUAUUCUCAUUGGACUUUUCCAAUGGUCAGUUCGUCAAUCAGCCGAGUUUGAAAGUCAAAUGACUUCAGUAGAAAGAAUCAUUGAGUAUACUGAAUUGGAUACGGAAGCUGAUGCUGUAACUGAUGUAACUCCACCAGACAAUUGGCCUUUCGAUGGUCAAAUUGAAUUUAAAAAUCUUACUCUUCAAUAUCCAUCAGCUCCAAAACCCACACUAUCAGAUAUUAGUAUAACUAUUAAUGCCAAAGAAAAGGUCGGUGUUGUUGGUAGAACUGGUGCUGGAAAGAGUUCCCUGUUGACUUGUUUAUUCAGAAUUGUUGAGCCAAAAGAAGGAACGAUAAUUAUAGAUGGUCUUGAUAUCAUGACUUUAGGGUUGGAUACUCUUCGUAGAAAGAUUUCAAUCAUUCCUCAAGAAGCUGUACUAUUUGCUGGAACAAUUAGACAUAAUUUAGACCCAUUCAAGGAACAUGAUGAUUUCGCUCUUUGGGAAGCUCUAGCCAAUGUUCAAUUGGAGAAAACUGUUGACGAGUUUCAAGGUAAACUGGAUUAUGAACUUAGAGAAGGUGGAAGUAAUUUUUCUGUCGGACAACGACAAUUAGUUUGCCUUGCGCGAGCACUUCUCAGAGACAACAAGAUUCUCGUUAUUGACGAGGCAACUGCUAAUGUUGACUAUUCAACAGACUUGGUAAUUCAACAGACAAUCAGAAACAAAUUUGCCAAAUGUACAACACUGACUAUUGCCCAUCGUCUAAAUACAAUCAUCGACUCUGACCGUGUUUUGGUAUUGGAUGAUGGAAAAGUGGCCGAAUUUGAUUCACCUCAUAAUUUGCUUCAAAAAAAGCAAACAUUGUUUUCAAAAUUGGUUGCCCAAACCGGGAAAGCAAUGGCACGAAAAUUGAAACAGGCAGCCGAAGAAUUUCAUAAAGCUAGACUAAGAGGUGAUGAGGUCGUCUUCACCCAUCUUGCAAAGCCUAAAACGGAUCCACCUGAUACACCUGAUAUUUUACAGGAUAAAGACAAAGAUAAAGAUAAAGAUAAAGAUAAAUGAUUUAGACAUUUUUUAGGCUUAAUCAAAUUUUAUUUAUACUCCUGUACUUUUUCAUUUUUUUACAGGUCUUUUCAUUUGGGUUUCAACCAGAUUCUAUAUCAAAGUCAGCUUCCUAAAUCUUUAAAUGUUAAUCAACUGUCUUAAUCUAUCCUCUCGCUCAACUCGCUACAAGACUUCCAUUGAAGAUGAUUGUUUAAUAUCUGAAAUUUCAAACGUUUUAACUGCAUCAUGGAUCUUUACUGAAAGGGUCUUUCCUGAUCUUUUCAACUUGGUUUCAAACACUUAAAAGUCACAAAUCUCAUUUACAAUAUUAUAAUAAUGGACUGAAAAAGGCACAAUGUUCAGAAUCACAACUUGAGAUUUUCUCAUUUUUAAACAUAAUUUUGUCUUUGGCUUGAACAUUAUUCAGUCUUAAUGUAAUUUUAAUGUAAUUGCCAUUGAAUGGUGACAUUUGAUUCCCAUUUUGAGAAUAUAAUGGACUAAAGAAGGAGAAACGUAAUCAUCAGAAAGAAACAAGACAAAAGUUGUAAAUGGACUCUGAGCAAAAAAAAAUCUGAUUCUGGAAAUGUAAGUUUCUUACAAGAUGAAGAGCCAAAGGAAUGAGGUUGAAACCUGAAAAAAAGGCAAAAUAAAAGUGAGCAAAGAGGAAGGAAAAAUAGUUUUAUUUCUUGAUGUUGUUUCUGCUGUUGGGAUAAAAAAAGACAUCAAUAUUUGGACUAAAAACUAAACCCUCGAUUGAUGGCAAACACACCUAAGAAAGCGAGGCAAAAAUCAAGUAAACUAAAUUAUUUGUGAUGUUGCCUGAAAAAAAAUAUCAAAAACAAAACAAAUUGGUUUUACGUUUAAAGAAGGAAAACUCAAGAAAAUUUUGACCAAUUCUAAGUUCAGUCAAACUGAUCAAAUACUUUAAACCUGAGUGACACAACUGUUUGAUGCCAUUAAUCGAUAACGAACAUCCGAAUGAUUCAAUUUAAUUUGUCAAUCUUGUCAAAUGGAAAUUAAAAUGGAACCAUUUUCCAUCAA
Messenger RNA from Tetranychus urticae (two-spotted spider mite), 5640 nucleotides. The record is from RefSeq and is a predicted model, not a curated record. NCBI's taxonomy places the organism in Eukaryota, Metazoa, Arthropoda, Arachnida, Trombidiformes, Tetranychidae.